AGGCCGCCUGGAGCCGGGUGGCGCAGGCGCAGUGUCCCCGGCCAAGAUGGCGGCGCGGUGUUCCACACGCUGGUUUCUGGUGGCUGUGGGGACCCCCCGGCUGCCGGCUGCAGCGGGGAGAGGGGCCCGGCCGCCCGGGAGGUGCGUGGUGGGGGCGUCGCUGGGCCACAAACUGAGCGUCGCCUCCUUCGCGCCUUCCCUGGGCUCUCGCGGUCCCCGGGCGCUGCUGACAUUGAGACCCGGUGUCAGCCUCACAGGAGCAAAAUGUUACCCUUUUGUUUGUACUGCCUCCUUCCACACGAGCACCCCUUUGGCCAAAGAAGAUUAUUACCAGAUACUAGGAGUUCCCCGAAAUGCCAGCCAGAAAGAGAUCAAGAAAGCCUAUUACCAGCUUGCCAAGAAAUACCACCCUGACACGAAUAAGGAUGAUCCCAAAGCUAAGGAGAAGUUCUCACAGCUGGCAGAAGCCUAUGAGGUGCUGAGUGAUGAGGUGAAGAGGAAGCAGUAUGAUGCCUAUGGCUCUGCCGGCUUUGAUCCCGGGGCCAGCGGCUCUGGGCAGGGCUACUGGAGGGGGGGCCCCACCGUGGACCCAGAGGAGCUGUUCAGGAAGAUCUUCGGGGAGUUCUCAUCAUCUUCGUUUGGAGAUUUCCAGGGCGUGUUUGAUCAGCCUCAGGAAUACAUCAUGGAGUUAACCUUCAAUCAAGCUGCCAAGGGCGUCAACAAGGAGUUCACCGUGAACAUCCUGGAUACCUGCGAGCGCUGCAAUGGCAAGGGGAACGAGCCAGGCACCAAGGUGCAGCAUUGCCACUACUGCGGCGGCUCUGGCAUGGAAACCAUCAAUACGGGCCCUUUUGUGAUGCGUUCCACGUGUCGAAGAUGUGGUGGCCGAGGCUCCAUCAUCACAACACCCUGUGUGGUCUGCAGAGGAGCAGGACAGGCCAAGCAGAAGAAGCGAGUGAUGAUCCCCGUGCCCGCAGGAGUUGAAGAUGGCCAAACUGUGCGGAUGCCUGUAGGAAAAAGAGAAAUUUUCAUCACGUUCAGGGUACAGAAAAGCCCCGUGUUCCGGAGGGACGGUGCAGACAUCCACUCCGACCUCUUUAUUUCUAUAGCUCAGGCUCUUCUUGGGGGGACGGCCAGAGCCCAGGGCCUGUACGAGACCAUCAGCGUGACGAUCCCCCCGGGGAUUCAGACAGACCAGAAGAUUCGGAUGAGUGGGAAAGGCAUCCCCCGGAUUAACAGCUACGGCUACGGAGACCACUACAUUCACAUCAAGAUAAGAGUUCCAAAGCGGCUGACGAGCCGGCAGCAGAGCCUGAUCCUGAGCUACGCUGAGGAUGAGACUGACGUGGAGGGGACGGUGAAUGGUGUCACCCACACAAGUACCGGUGGCAGCACCAUGGAUAGCUCCGCAGGAAGCAAGGCUAGGCACGAGGCUGGGGAGGACAAGGAGGGAUUCCUUUCCAAACUUAAGAAAAUGUUUACCUCCUGAUAGCCCAGCUGAGGAAAACGAUCCGCUGGAAACUAGGCCGGGAGCAGCAGCCCCUCCUUGUGGCCAGGGCACCUGGGAGACAGGAGGAUUCCAGAACAGCACUGAGCCCCCGCCUGCAGAGACCUCUGGACUGCCUUGGCAGCAGCAAAAUCGUGACAACACAUCUCUCCACGGAAAGGUCACGGUGGACAGCCCCUGGGCAGUAAGAUGGAGCACCCUGAGGGCUGGUAGAAGUUUCCUUUCCACGGGUAGGUGACAUGGCUUCUCUGGCUCAGGCAGAGUAAGACAGCUGGACACUUCUUGCAGCAGUAAAACUCUAAUUUGGAAUAGAAUGUGAUGGAGAUCUUAGUUAAAGAAUUAAAGGCCAUGCUUACAGCUUAAAAAUGAAGCCUUAAGCUGCACUGAGUUCUGAAGUGAUUAAUUUCCCUCUCAGCACACUUCCAGGAGGUUCAGGGAUGAGUCCUUCCUGACAGGUCAUCUUCACCAGGAGCCCGGGGAUUGCACGCCCCCCUAGCGCUGUCCUCCCCACCUCAGCCCCUGCUGAGAUGUCAGUGGCUCCUCUCAGAGUUUGUUUUUAAUUCCCAAAGGUACCAAGCAACUGCAGAGUGGGUGCUUGGGGUCUGGGGAGGCACAUACAAAGGACCAGAGGGUCCCUGGAAGUCCCGCUCCUGAGCACAAGGGUGGUGACACUUGUCUGGACAGUCCUUCUUCCCACCCCACUAGGAUGGCCGCUUGGGCCCAACUGUUGAGUUUUGUUGUUAGCUGGUGUGGUGGGACUCCUGCCCUUCCGCUGAGCCACAGCCUGCCGCAGCCACCAUGCCAGGCAGACCUCACCUGCCUCGGCACUCGGAGCCCUGCCACUGUUGCCAGCCAGGGGCUUGGUUCUCCCCACAUACACUGUUGACAUCCAUUUUACAAAGUGUGUUUAAACUGUUCUAUGCUAAUCGCCAUCUUUUCCUGUGUAAAUGUUUGUUCAGAAAAGACAAGCACAGUCUGAGCAGUUGAAGGUUCCCCACCGUUCAGCCAGAGCAAACACCCUGCUCCCCCAGCCUCUGCUGCUAGCAUGUUGCGGUUUCCGUGUGCUUCAAGAUCCUCGAGCUAUCAUAAGACAGGUUAAUGAAGGACACUUUGCAGUAGUUUCCUUUUUGUUUUCCUUUAUAAUUUACUAAAUAAAGCAUCUAUUAGUGUCCAAUUUAAGAAUGUAAAAUGAUUCUGUAUCAAUGUAAAUAAGAUUAUCUACUGCAAAAAGAUAUUUAAAACCUAAA
Messenger RNA from Galeopterus variegatus (Sunda flying lemur), 2754 nucleotides. It is a transcript of the gene DNAJA3, whose product is annotated as DnaJ (Hsp40) homolog, subfamily A, member 3. Gene Ontology annotation, cellular component: mitochondrion. The transcript is spliced from 12 exons. The coding region runs from base 47 to 1489 and encodes 480 amino acids. Gene Ontology annotation, biological process: protein folding; mitochondrion organization; response to heat. Gene Ontology annotation, molecular function: heat shock protein binding; protein kinase binding; ATP binding. Lineage: Eukaryota; Metazoa; Chordata; Mammalia; Dermoptera; Cynocephalidae. The record is from RefSeq and is a predicted model, not a curated record.